This is a messenger RNA of Pelodiscus sinensis (Chinese soft-shelled turtle), 3954 nucleotides long. Lineage: Eukaryota; Metazoa; Chordata; Testudines; Trionychidae. The record is from RefSeq and is a predicted model, not a curated record.
CUAUAAAAGUUGUUAAAGCUAACGUGUGCUCUCUCAUCAGUGUGUGCAAUGGUUUCUAGGCAUAUUGAUGGGCAGAUUGCCCCAUAUAUGUAUAACAUGAAACUUGCAGGUUUGUGAAAGAAAUGCAUGAAUAUUGAAUGGAAAUUCCAUCAUGGGGUUGAAGAUUUUACAGUGUAGUUUAACAUCAAAUUUUGGAUUACACCUCUAUAGAUUAUUGCUUGAUGUUUGAAAAAAGGAGCUUUUCACAUCUGUUAAUCUUUCUCCCUCAAUUUUUCUUGCUUUUAUACCACCAUCCUUCUAGUCGAGACUGAAAACUGGAUGGAAUUUCCUUUGAAGCCAGUCAGAACAACUUAUUCUGUUAUUACAGUGAUCAUGAAUUUGUAUAUUUUCCAAAGGGCUCAGCACCUCUCCUAGUUGCUACUGACCCAUGGAGAGAGACCAGAAAUCGAACAGGAGUCAUCUGGCAUGACUGUGGGGAACACUACAAUGAGAUCAUUUCCAAGCAUACUAAAGCUAGCUAUUCAUGGAAGGACACGGGGUGACCAAGACGGAACACAUGGACACCAUUGAGGCCCAUGCAGUGGCCCAGCAGGUGCAGCAGGUCCAUGUGGCCACCUACACAGAACACAGCAUGUUGAGUGCAGAUGAAGAUUCGCCAUCUUCCCCUGAGGAUACCUCCUACGAUGACUCUGAUAUCCUCAACUCUACGGCUACCGAUGAAGUCACUGCUCACCUGGCUGCUGCAGGCCCAGUGGGAAUGGCAGCAGCUGCCGCCGUGGCAACAGGUAAAAAACGAAAGCGACCCCACGUGUUUGAGUCUAACCCCUCCAUCCGCAAGAGGCAACAGACACGUUUAUUACGGAAGCUCCGUGCCACGCUAGAUGAGUACACCACCCGAGUGGGGCAGCAGGCCAUUGUUCUUUGCAUAUCCCCCUCCAAACCCAAUCCUGUUUUUAAAGUGUUUGGUGCUGCACCUUUGGAGAAUGUGGUGCGCAAGUACAAGAGCAUGAUCCUGGAAGACCUGGAGUCAGCGCUAGCGGAGCAUGCACCUGCGCCACAAGAGGUGAACUCCGAGCUGCCCCCCCUAACCAUCGAUGGGAUUCCUGUCUCUGUGGACAAGAUGACCCAGGCGCAGCUGCGAGCAUUCAUCCCUGAAAUGCUGAAGUACUCAACAGGUCGUGGGAAGCCGGGCUGGGGGAAAGAAAGCUGCAAACCCGUUUGGUGGCCUGAGGAUAUUCCAUGGGCAAACGUUCGCAGUGACGUCCGUACCGAGGAGCAGAAACAGAGGGUGUCCUGGACCCAGGCGUUACGGACGAUUGUGAAGAACUGCUACAAACAGCAUGGGCGCGAAGACCUUCUCUAUGCCUUUGAGGAUCAACAGACGCAGCAACAGACUGCCGCUACGCAUAGUAUAGCACAUCUGGUCCCCUCGCAGACAGUGGUCCAGACCUUCAGUAACCCUGAUGGCACGGUCUCCCUUAUCCAGGUUGGCACCGGUGCUACAGUUGCUACUCUGGCUGAUGCCUCUGAGCUGCCUACCACAGUCACCGUUGCACAAGUCAAUUACUCCGCGGUAACGGAUGGAGAGGUGGAGCAGAACUGGGCAACGCUACAGGGGGGAGAGAUGACUAUCCAAACGACGCAGGCCUCAGAGGCCACGCAGGCGGUGGCAUCGCUGGCAGAAGCAGCAGUGGCAGCAUCUCAAGAGAUGCAACAAGGAGCAACCGUUACCAUGGCGUUGAACAGUGAAGCAGCAGCUCACGCUGUCGCCACGCUUGCGGAAGCCACCCUUCAGGGGGGAGGACAAAUUGUCCUGUCCGGUGAAACGGCAGCAGCCGUGGGAGCGCUUACUGGAGUCCAGGAUGCUAAUGGCUUCCUAGCAGCAGACUGUUCAGGUUGCAAGUGGAGUCUAACAGAAAAUUCCACAGCCCCUCUUUUUUUAUCAACUAAGAAGAACAUAAGGUUUGUACAGAUGCAUCAGAACGAGGCCAAAAUGACAGAAGAGGAAGGGCUCGUCCAGAUCCCCGUCAGCAUGUACCAGACAGUGGUAACCAGCCUCGCCCAGGGUAAUGGUCCCGUCCAGGUCGCCAUGGCGCCCGUGACUACACGGAUAGCAGACAGUGCCGUCACCAUGGAUGGUCAGGCCGUGGAGGUUGUGACCUUGGAACAGUGACGUUGCCACGGCAGGAUCAUGAUGAUGUUUUUUUCCUCGUCUCUUACGUGAAUAAUUUUUUUACGCCUCUUCAGAGAUGCAAUCAGGUGGCAUUGAGUCUCCCAGCUUUGGAAGCAAAGGUUUCGUUAACCUUUUUUUAAAAGGAAAAAAAAAAAAAGCAGAGGAUGUGUGUUAAGUGCAUUUUUAUAGUGCCGCUCUGAUCUUGUGGGAGUGGAAAGCCAAUUUGUGAUGGACUUUCAUUCUGAGGAUAUUUAAAUAAAAACACAACACACACACACACACCCCGUCCCCUCCUCCGCAUGAAAUCUCUCGAUUAGAAUCUGGGCAAGAUGGGAAAUCUCCCACCUCCUGUAGGAAGUAGCCGUGGCCUUGGCUGGGGACAGUCCCAACAGUGCUGUUGGCCCCGCUAAGCCAGCAGCGAUUUCUGCAGUGGCUCCUGGAGUCAGGCUCCUCUGUCCUAUCACUGGGAGAAUUAGGCUGUCACACAUUUUCACGUGGGGGGAAAAAAAGGGGUGGGGGAGAGUUAGGAAAAAGGCGCUUGCCCAACUGCGUAGGGGCAGCAACAGCCUUUCGACAGGAUAAAGCCCUUCGGAGGGCAGCCAUUGAUUACCCAUGACACCUGUAAGAGGAAAACUCUGGUAUGGAAGUUCCCAAACACCCUGGAGAGUUUCCGCCUGGCUCUCCUGUGAUCCACCUUCAAGACCUGCCCGCCUCUUCUCUGCUGUUGAAAUGUAGCUGGCAUUUAGAAGCCUUCUCUUUACUAUUUCAUGUUUGUAAAUGGAGACGGCAAUGGACUAUCUGGUGGGGACCUACGGCCGGGGAAGGGGAGUUACUGACUCGGGAAAAUUCUUCCUUCUGCUGUGUAUCCCCCAAGGACUCCUUUUGUAUCUGAACCCUGUUCCGCCCGGUUGCCGAGAGGUACGUUGAGUUCAUGCGAGAUGUGUCUGUCACUGGUGUGCUCAGAGCCGGGAUAGGACUGUACGAAAGAGAUGACCCUCUGUCCCAGCCUCUACCCACCCAGAUUAACUAAACCCCACAAUGCUCCCUUGUUCAGUAAAUCUGGGGGUCAAGUUGGCCCUUCCCAUAACCCACUGCCGUGGUUUGCGUUCCAUGGGUCCUGCGCCUGUUUCUGCUGUAUGUGCAUUGCCAGCACAGCUUUGCUGCUGCUCGUUUUUUUUAAUCUACUUCAUGCGAAAACCUCCAGGCCAGCAUAAUGUCUGGUGGGUUUUCAGUGGCUGAUUUUACUUGACUUUCCAAUGGGCCAAACCUUUGCUUCCCAAAACCAACACACACUGCCCCUCCCUCAGACAAGCUCCUCCCUUCUUUUAGCCACACCCUCCCUCGGUGUGUGCAAUUGUGCAUGGUAUUUAAUUUUUUUUUAAAGUGGCCAUUUAACACAAUUCUCCACGUCCCGCUCCACCUUUGAGAAAGUUUUCAGAUUCUUGUAUUUACUUGUUUUAUAUGAAAAUAUCAAAUGUUCUUUGUAUAUGUUUUUCUGUACUUCAAGGAGGGGAGGGAACCAUUUCCAGAGAAACAGCCCUGCUUUUCCGAUUUUGUUAUUUUUUUAAACUAUUAUUAUUUUUUAUUGUCGUUGUGAAAAUGUCCAGUGGCUUUAAAGUCCGUGUUUCUUUGGCAAUGAAAUAACGUUCUUACAGUCUAAGAAAUUCUCCCCAGAAAAAGGAAAAAAAAAACCUGUCAAGUAGCAGAGCAUGGAAUACCUGUUGUUUUCCCAUUCUGUCUAUUAUUGCCUCAUUCAAUAAAUUGUUACAAAUGUGUCUGUA